CUGAGUGUUUCGGGCUCAUUACUUCUAGGCAAUGCAUGUCGAGGGGCGUGGCGACCCCAGCAGCAUCGUCCUUCUUGAACGGUUACUCCGCUUCAAAUUACAACUUUCGCAGUGCGAUUUAGGUAGUCACUUAGUUAAUUCUCUCGCUGUUGCACGUCAGCAAUUUUUCGAACACCCUCAGAUUUUGGGUGGACGCCCUUUAACAGUUGCUUAUUUUGUUUCCAACUAUGAGUGUUCGUUUAGCCAUCAAUUCCUGAAGAAGUUUCUGGGAAAUUCGAAUUCUCUGCGCAUGAUUCCAAGCAGUACUCAGCGCUGUUGAUAUUGAAGAUUUCCGUCAGAGAUAGUGUAGCGUUAACAUGCCAUGAACCUCCAAGAAAGGAAAGAAAGAGACCAUCACGAGCAUCAUCAGCGAAGGAGAAGACACCUAUGGAUGAUGCUGCCGAUGUAGGAGUUGUUGUUAGCGCUUUCUGCGACUUCGACCUAGUCGCUAAAAGCCCUCUUUAUGGAAAACUGGCCGGCAGAAGGGGGAGCGAGACGUUGGCAGCAUCUGACGAGCAUCUGAGAAAGACUGUAGACAAAGUGACUCACUCUUGUCGGCAUGUUGAAGUCAAGAAAGAGCAAACGGAAAUGAAAGUGGAGAGUGAAGUCGUUGUGGUGUCACAACAGGUUGUCCAUCAGGAAGAAUCAGAUGCAGAACCAUGUGGUUCAGUUACUCCGAUGAGGACUGAUGGGGAAGACAAUGACAAAUGGUCAACGUCAGACAACCAAUCGGCUGGCGGUCGCAUCAUGUCACCAGGAAGAGGACGCGGAAACGAGCUCCAUAUAAUCGACACAGCGUCAUGGUUGUUGAUAGAAAGUACAUGCGUCAAAAGACGUCAAGUAAAGAAGACCGAAAUGAUGAUUCAUAUGGCGAGGAAGAGGAAGAAGAAGAACCUUCAGUUGCGCGUGAUACUUUUAUUUCGAUGAAGAACAAGACUUUACGAAUUAUGGAGCAAGAACAUUCCUUGGAUAACUUUGAUCUCCUAGGUCUCCCACCCCUUGGCGAUCUCUCACGACUGAACGAAGACGCUAUUGAAAUGCUUGAAAAGCGAUUGAAUGAUCUCCGAGAGAUUUAUCAUAACUCCAGAGCUGAACUUCUUAUGAUGGAAAGGAAAAGGCGGAAAAAGGCCGAGAAGAGGAAAGAACGAGAAAGAGCACUCCGCGAAGCUUCAGCCAUGGAGAAGUCACAAUGAUAUCUGCGUUCCUAAAAGUAUUGUUGUAGAUAGAUGUAAUCCAC
Messenger RNA from Cylicocyclus nassatus, 1276 nucleotides. NCBI's taxonomy places the organism in Eukaryota, Metazoa, Nematoda, Chromadorea, Rhabditida, Strongylidae. The record is from the annotation of a GenBank genome assembly.